AUGCCGCGCGCCCACCCGGGGCCCCGGGGCCCCGAGCGUGCGCCGGAAACGAACUCGCUCCAGGUCCUGGCCGCGGCGGCGGACAACGUAGACACGCCAGGCGAAGCUUCUGGCAAGAAGGUCCAGGUGGACUGGUCCACCAACAUCGGGGAGCACGCGCGAAGCAUCGAGGUGGUAAGGUUCAGCCGGUCCCUCUCCGCCAGCCAGCAGGAGAUCCUGGUGGUGGGAGAGCAGACCGUCUUCACCCUCAAGGACAGUGGCGGCAUCCGAUUGCAGAAGCGCCUCGCGGAGUAUGGCAUCACCGCCUGCAUCGCCUACAAGAUGCCGCCGGAAUCCGCGGAUGCGCUGCCCAACCACAACCUGAUCUUGGGCACCAACACAGGCCACUUGCUGGUCUUGAAGGAGAUGCAGCUGAUGUGGUGCGCGCGGCUGCAGGGCAUGGUGCCAGUUCAGAUCUGCGUGGACACCCUGGGCAGCGUGCGGGGCAUGAUGGUGCUCAUGGACUGCCGCGGAAAGCUGCAGGUGUGCUACCUGGGCACUGAUCCACCCACUGCCAGCCUGGUGAACACAGAAAUGAAGGAGCUGAAUUACGACGAUAUGGAAGAAGAGCAUCAGGAGAUCUGUUGCGAGUCAUCCGGCAGACCCACGGAGAUGGUGCCACGGAGCCGGAAGAGAGCCUGGUCAUCGACGCGCAGGUGCCUCAAGUUCUGGACAUGGGCAUGA
Messenger RNA from Effrenium voratum, 723 nucleotides. Lineage: Eukaryota; Dinophyceae; Suessiales; Symbiodiniaceae. The record is from the annotation of a GenBank genome assembly.